AAAUUUGUUACAUCUGUGGCCAUGAAUUUGUCUUUCAGUCAACACUAAAUCAGAAAUGCUUGGAAGGAUGUCAUGGAGAUAAAAAGAUAAAACAAAGCAAAAAGGCAAAACAAAAAAACUGCAAUAAAAACCCCCCACAAACUCCUGCCACUGAAACAUCACAACCUGAUUGUUGCAAAUAUGCCUCAACUCGAUGCAGCUCCCGUACACUCUAGUAACUUCUAACCUGCGAAGCAAAGUCAACAAAAAUGAGCAUCACAUUGAAAAAAGGCAAUCUCAAGUAAAGUAGAGAGAACAUUCCUGGAACAUUGUAUUCUUCAUGGAAACAACUGUAAAGAAAAAGAGUUUGAGCAAGCAUAAUAAAACUCUGCCAAGUGCUGGAAAGGUCCCUGCUAAUAUCUCUACCAUUCUGCCUUCAAAACAGAUUGCAACAUCCAGUGUGUCAGAUCUUCCCACAGUUUUGCCAGAAAUAGUGAGUUUAGAUUCCAUAGUAAAAGCAAGCCCUGAGAAAAGGAGACCAGGCACUGUAAUAAUAUCAAAACGGUCAAACACUGCAAGCAUGUCUCAGAGUCAGUUGAAUCGGCCAGUCAUUCCAUCAAAGAGACCUGGCUUUAGGGUGUGCUAUAUCUGUGGCAGAGAAUUUGGGUCACAAUCUCUUGCCAUACAUGAACCCAAAUGCUUGGAGAAGUGGCAUAUUGAAAAUGACAAAUUACCAAAGCAUCUCAGAAGAGCAGAACCUGCUAAACCUCAGUCCCUUACUGGUGGCACCUAUGAUAUUAAGGCUGCAAAUGAGGCUGCUUAUCAGAGUGCUCAAGCUCAGCUCUUACCCUGUGAAAACUGUGGUCGCACUUUUCUUCCUGAUCGUCUCCCUGUGCACCAAAGGAGUUGCAGACCAAAGGAUGGUGGCCUGGGCCCUUCAAGCUCUAACCCCCCUAAAUCUGUUAAAGGCCCUAGCUCUGGCCUUGUAUCUGCAGCACGUACUGAUCAAUCUAGAAAAGUUCAACAAACACGUGGGGCUGCAGCAGCCAUAUCAGAUAAGCCACCAGUGAUCAGGCGGCCACCCACUGUUGUUUGUUACAUAUGUGGCCGUGAGUUUGGAACUAAAUCUAUUGGCAUCCAUGAACCACAAUGUCUGAAAAAAUGGCAUAAUGAGAAUGACAUGCUACCCAAACAUUUACGAAGACCUGAACCUAAAAAGCCAGAAGUCAGAUCCUUAGGAGCCAAAGGUUUCUAUGAUCUCGAUGCUCUAAAUGAGGCUGCCUGGAACAGUGCCCAGAGCCAGUUAGUUCCAUGUGAUAUUUGUGAGCGUACUUUCCUGCCAGACAGACUGAUUGUCCACCAGCGGUCCUGUAAACCGAAACCAGCAAAGUAAAGCACACCGCCCCCCCCCCCCAACACACACCUUCCAGCCAAAGCAUUAAAGGAAUAAAAUCCUGCUUGGAAAUAAAAGGCAUAGCUCAGGGGCUCUGUAAAAUCACAGUGAUGUGGAAACAUGUUCAGAUCAUCUCCUAGGUAAAAACAACAGUAGCCACUAUAAUGUAGGCCAAAUAUAGUGAUUUUUUUUUAGCACAUCAUUAUAGAAAUGGAAGACAUCUCUCAUCAUUUCUGUGCUCUGAGAGAUGCAGCACAGAGCUCACAGUUCAGGGGUGCCAGUAAGGUGCCUUUAAGCCACCUUUGUGCCCUCCUGAGCCUGUGCUAUUCUGGGGGAUUACCGUUCACUCCAGAGCAAAAUACCCCAGCAAUCAGAAGAGAAGCACCCAAAUACAUCAUCUAUAAAUAGCAGAGAACUCCCUGUCUCAAAUAAUGACGAGGGGAGAAUAUCCUGCAGUACUCAGUGAUGGUAGCUGGGCUGUGGCUCCCUGCCCCACUCCCAUGUAAUUUACUUCUUGGGUUUAAUAUCCUCAAUUUUUAAGCUCUGACUUGAACUAUCAAGCUUCCUACCUGUAUCUUGUGGAGGGGAGUCAGAUGUAGGGUGAGUCACAUGGUUUAAUAGUCCUAGUGGGUGUGUGUGGGGGAGCAGCUAGAGGAGCCAAGUGUAGGCUGAGCAUAAAGCUUAGCAGAGCACAAUAGUCUCCCUUCAUACCAGCACUUCCGUCACUCCCUCUUCCUGAGUUUUCCUGUUUCCUUGGUAGCAGAUUGCUCUUUCACCAGGAAUAAUCAAUAAAUCAGCCUGCAGCAGUUCCGGCACCUUGGAGUUGUACAGUUUGCAUGGCUCCUAAGGACACGGGUAUACUGUGCUGACUUAAGCCAUCUCUCCAUUAAAACAUAAAAAACACAGAACUUUUUUGUUACCUACCAUAGAACCAUAAUUUUAAAUCACACUGUAAGACUAAGCUAUUUAGCCUGCUUAAGCUGGCCUAAGUUUAAGCACCUGGCCCAAAGUACACUUCCCUGUCAAUGAGAGAGACAUCCAUUGACUUCAAUGGAAUUUGGAUCAGACCCUAAAACCACAGGCACCUACUUUCCCCAUCCAUUGCAACGAUGGAGGAGGCAUCCAUAAUCAGGUGACAAAGUGCUGGUAGGUGCAAAGGGGGAGGCUGGUCAGCACAAGCUACCAUGGGGUGGGUAUGUGGGUGUGGGUGUGUUUGGCCCCAUCCUAAACCAUACUGGUAAGCACUAGGAGGUCUGUACUAGGGGCUUUAUCCUGUUCAUUGCAAUCAAAGGUAAAACUCCCAUUGACUUCAAUGGUUCAGGAUCAAAGUGCUAGCACAAGACAUGGGGAUGUGUGUUGUAUGGGGCAGCACUAGAGAUGGUUUUUUAUUCCAACAUUUCAAAGAACGCUAUUGUGUCCCAGAGCAGAGUCAGAGUCAAAGAGCACCAGUGAAAGGGUUAAACAUGUGAAGGAAGUAAUAUAUACUCUAAUAGAAUUGCAGCAGAGAGCACUUUUUUGUACCUUACUCUAAAGUGUUUUAUUAAGUGGCCAGGGAGGUUACUGUGAAAUGUAUGACAAAAUCCAAUACAUGUUGUUAAGCAAUCAUAAGAACUUCCUGAACUGCUGAAAGAAACUGGAUCACCUAUAAGUUUUCACCUUCAGUUUUAAUGCCAUUAAGCUGGUUGUAUGCAUCCUGUGACAAAUGUGACUAUUCCUAGAGUAUUUGCACUUAUUGUUGCAUUUAUAAAAAUCAGAUAUAAGGAACUGGAUAUCUUUAUGUACUCUGGAAUGACAGAUGGGCUUCAACUACUUCCCCCCCUCCCCCCAAGCUAUCAGUCUGCACAAUUUGCCAUGUAAGCAAAACAAGAAAUAGCAUCAUUGUUCAGCUGUUAAGGGAAUGCCCCUGCCCGAGCCCCAACACAAACUUAAUUCAAAUUGGGACAGAUAUCGGCAUUCUUUGCUGAAAAUAAUUUCCCAAACAGUCAAGCACCUCAGCAGCCCUUUCAUCUCCAGGAGGGGAAUUUUAUUUUCUCUUGUUAUGUAUUUCCUGAAAUCAAUGGACCAGUUCCUGCUUUGCAAUGCAAAGCUCGAUAAACCCAACAGAUCCAGCCCCUUCAAUAUCUUCAUUGCAUUGUACAGAAUUCUUGGGUGGCAUUAGAGCUACUUCACCUCUUUUCCCUGGGACUGGUGGAGGGGGUGUAGCAAGGGGAAAGAGGGCUUGGCCAGGUUGUUCCCAUGCACUAGCCAUUUGUUGCUGCUAGAUCCACCCCCAGAGUCUGUUGGCAGCCUGAAAGCUACUCUCUUUUAUUCUGGGGACUGGCCCAGUGCAAAAUGGCAUCAGGAUUGGAGGAAUUGGCAACGGUGGCUUAAAAUGACCUUUGUGGCCCUCCUCCUCAGAUAUGGUAAGCAAUGCUUUACUGCAGCUGAGGAACUGGGCCAUCAAGCUUCAUUCCAGCUCAAUUUCAAGAGCAGAAAUGGUUUUUAAAGGGACCAAGGACCCUUAAGGUAAUCAAUUCAUUUGCUGACAUUGAAAACUAAAUAUGAGGUAGAAUCUAAGAUCAACUGUCAAUGGGAUUUAGGCUCCUUAUUGCCUAAUUUACUUUUGCAAAUGGGACUCCUGAGCCUAAGUAAUGUGCUAUUUUGCAAAUGUUACCCAUAAUGACUGACACCAGCUUCAUGUAAAGCUCUCCCUACAUCCACCUACUCAUUUCCCCAAACUGUGUAUCCCAAGAGUAGAGCUGAGCUGUUUGAAGGGCUGUGCACAUGGGGUGUUCACGCAUACUUGUGUGGAUCAUGUCUUUGGACUCCUGAGCUUUACCACAAAAUUUCCCUCUACAAGGUUCCUGUCACAGCAACCUGAAGAGUGACUGCUAUGCAGGCUUUGGGGGGAGUCAGAUUAGGGCUGGCAAACUUCUGCUUUAUGCCACUGCAGGUGUGUGUGGGCUUUCUGGCAAGUCUGCCAGGCCUGCCAAACUUUGGGGCCAUGAGUUUGAAAGCUGUUGUGCUAUUGAAAUGGAAAGUUAGAGUUUAAUUAGAGCUUCACAGUACAAAGUGAAGUAACUCCUGUUAAUAUAGCAGCGCUUGCUUUAUAUAUUUAUGUUUGUGAGAUUGAAAAUGUAAAGGGAGCUGGUAGCCUGAUAGUGCAGUGGCAGCACAAUGGUUCUCACACCUAAGGGACCUGAGAUCAAAGUCUAAGCUUUUGUACCAACAAGAUGGGAGCACUAUGGAGGUAUCACACACCUGGGCUCUGGGUGGAGAGCAGACACUCCAUAUCACAUCACUCUCUAACACCAUCCCUGAGGUAGAUGGAAAAAGGAGUACCACCAGCUAGUUCUAGGACUAGUCCUCUUCAACCAGCACAAGGAUGUGGGCCCCUUGGGGGAAAGUAGAUAAAAAGGCCUGGAUGGGGAAGGAACCAUUCCCCAGAAACUGGGAGCAUCUAAUAGGAUCAUGGGUGAGGAAUGCAAUGGAUCUUUUGAUCAUUUUUGGUGAUGGUUUUGUGAGUGUGUCUGUAUGUGUGUGUUUGUGCCAUGCUGGAGACUACAGCCCUCUGUUUAUCCAUAUAUGAGGUACAGCAGAGGCAAUAGCAUGGCAGGUUCUUCACACAAUCAAUCCCAGCAAUCUGCCUCAAAAGUGAUGCUGAAGAGGAUAGCUUGAUCUCCAGCCUUUGUCACUGGCCUCUCUGCCAGCCAGAAUACUAGACUUGUGCCAAGUGCAGUGGCGACUUUUAUGUCAACAUUUGCCCAGUGAGUUCUGCAUUGAUACCAUCAAUUCAUUUCACAAUUUAAUUCAUUUUCAGCAGAACUAAGCUGUGAUCUGUCCAGCAUUUUCCAUAUUUAUUUGGCAUUCCUCCUUUAACCUUCUUUCAGAAGGGGAAACAGGAAACAAAAAAGCAAAGCAGUUAACUUUCUUUGCUUUUUAGCAUUGUUUACUGUUCUUUGGCUACUUAUCACUUUUUCUUAUCACACAUUCAGUUGUCUUAUAGUGGGUCCCACUUCAAUCCUAUGUUUCUGCUGACCCAACACAUAAUUGUUCUAAAGAUCUGAAAAAUGUUUUCCUGCACUUAAAAGAGACAAAGAAAGUCCAUUUAGUUUGCAAUGACUGUGCUGAUAGCAACUAAAAACAUACCUAGGCAAGGGUUAUAAAAAGUCAGAACACAAGCUAAAAUAUUACUGAUCCUCAUGCAAGGUUCAGAACAUGCUAAGAGAAUGAAUGUCCUCCUUUAAACAAAGUCAUUGUUAUAAAAGAUAUAGAUCCAGAGUUGGAGCCUAAUGGUCAUUGAAGGCAAUGAAAUUCUUGACUCCAGGAAGGGACUCCCAAAGUCCUUACUCAGGCAAAACCUCCAUUUCCUGUGGAAUUAUUAAAAACUGGGUAAGGACUUCAAGAUUUGGCCUAACAGGGGGAAAAAAUCAAUUGCACAUGAAUAAUAUGUGUAAAAUGUUUGUGUCUAGCUUCAGAGUGACACAUUAUAUUAAUAUAUUAAUAGCCAUGAGAAUUUUAUCUGCGAAAGAUCUCCAGCUUUCUCAAAUGUUAGUGGCAAAGCACAUUGGAAGUGAUCAAAACAAUCCAAGGUGUGACUCCUUCACUACCUACUCAACUUUAUUAAUGAAUGAAUGUUUAUGACAAAUGCCUAUGAAGGAGAAAAUGUGGCAGUGCAAUAAUUGAUUUUGUUCAUGUAAGCGGAAAAAACACACACACACAC
Malaclemys terrapin pileata is the source of this 6074-nucleotide messenger RNA. Its product is annotated as zinc finger protein 474-like. Bases 320 to 1372 code for a protein of 350 amino acids. The record is from RefSeq and is a predicted model, not a curated record. Lineage: Eukaryota; Metazoa; Chordata; Testudines; Emydidae. The transcript is spliced from 4 exons.